CAAUCGCGGAUCGAUAAUUCCUUCAACCUAACCUAAUAACAGCUCGGCGCACACGUAACGGUGCUGUCGGAAUCCGAUCCGAGUGUUUGUCAUUGUCGGCCGCAAAAACGUGCGAAUUGCGAAUCAAAUGGAAUCUACUCGUGUCGACGUCGUAUCCUCGAUGUUCCUACGAUCGAAUGAUUUGCACACGACAUAACUGACGGUCCGCGUGACAACGGUGAUCGACUAAUGGGGAACGAGAAGAGUGCUCUACGCGGUCUCGAGAUCGAAGACAAGGCCGUCGAAGUUACCGAUUAUUGGAUGCACUACGAUGCGAGCGUGCACGACUCGAACCUGCAGAGACUGUCGGUCUUCAUCAGCGAACCAUCGCUGCACUUUGCAGCCACGUUCGGUAGACCGUCGCCAUUGGAGCGAGCGGCGAAGAAUUUUAUGUUGCAUCGGCAUCCUUGUAUCUUGAAAUAUAUUUCAUCAUGGAACAAAGGUAGCAAGUUCUUCCUUGCCACAGAAGAAGCCAGACCACUGAUUCAAGUUAUUGAAAAACAAAAUAUAUUACAAAUAUGUAUCGGCCUGCACAGUAUCCUGCGAGCGUUAAUAUUUUUGCACGAGACUGCAUUGGCAUCACAUAACAAUGUGUGCAGUAGUUCUAUCUACGUCACUACGGAGGGAUACUGGAAGUUGGGUGGAUUAGAAUGCCUAUGUAAAUUCACAGAUGCAACACCGACGUAUUACCAACGAAUAAAAAGUUAUAGAUACGAGAAGGCAAUAUCGUCGAACGAAGAUAUAGCUGAUCUAGUUAAGUCUGCUAAUCUUACCGCAAUUGAUGCAUAUGCAUUUGGAGUAUUAGCAGAGGAUAUUCUAAAUAAUUUACAAAAUACAGAUGAAGCAUCAAACUUGUUGGAAUUUAGGGAAUUUUGUAAAAAGAAUCUGCAGAAUUCAGAUGCAUGUUUAAGAAGUAGAUUAUUGAACGUGCUGCAACAUUCGUUUUUCACUCACGAGUUUAUAAGAAUACAUGCAUUUCUAGAAGAAUUACCAUUAAAAACCGACGUCGAAAGAGAAGAGUUCUUCACGAAAUUAAGGCAACAAUUACAAAUGUAUCCCGAGGCUGUUGUUGCUGAACAGUUAGGGAGGGUACUUCUUUCCAGGAUAGUUUUGUUGGAUAGCACUGCCCAAGUAAAACUUUUACCUUUUAUCUUUAAACCCAAAGAUGAAAAAAAUGAUUUGGGAACUAGUCUAUUUACAGUUCCUACUUUUAAGAGCAUUUUAAUACCAAAACUUCUACAAAUGUUUUGCAUUCGAGACGUUUCUAUUCGUCUAUUAUUACUGUCUCAUUUCAAUUCAUUCGUGCAUGUAUUUGAAGCGGACGAAUUGAAAAAUCAUAUUCUUCCUGAAUUACUCGUUGGCAUAAAGGAUACCAAUGAUGAUCUUGUCUGUGCUACGUUAAGAGCACUGGCUGAUAUAGUGCCGAUUUUAGGUGCAGCAACAGUUAUCGGUGGAAACAGAGGGAAAUUAUUUACAGAUGGUCGACCAAAUAAGAUAGCGAUUCGAAGCAAAAAUCUCGAUGACAUCAGCAAGGCUUUAUCAUUUACUCGCGAGAUGCCUGUUUUCGUAAAUAUAGAUGAAAACAUUAACGUUCAUCUAGCAGAGAGGCCAUCGCCGGAUGGUGGUGAAGACAAAAAGGAAAAGGAAUUUUCAUUCGUGGAGGAGGAGUGCACCUGGUCAGAUUGGGAAACACAAGAGUCAGUUGGGAAUGGUCAUUUUCACAUAGAAGAAGAAAGUCUAUUGGAUACAGAGAAGAUAGAAUUGCAAGAUCCUACUUGCGAUCCCUCGACGUCACCCUCGCCAUUGCCGGAAUUACCAUCGAGUGAAACCACAGUGAAACCAAAGUAUACGAAGAAGCUGGUACUUUCUGAUAUUACCGAGCUCGACAUAAAAAAUUCAAAAGUAAUAAAAUCACCGAAGGAAGAAUUUGACUUCUUUACAGAUAUGGAACCUGUGAUACAGAAGACACAGGUCUUGCACAUACCGGAAGUGCAAUUACCGAAAAGUAUGUUCGACGUGAAAGCAUCGGAUGCCACUUUGGAAGAACACGACGUUAAUGGAUGGGGGGAAGAUUUGAGUGAUUUGAGCAUAGAUGAUACAUAUGAACUGGCGGAACAGUGACCAUGUAAAAAGAAUGAAGUUAUUUGCACAAAGAAACAAAAGAACUCAUGCGAUAAGAGAUACUCGUCCCGAUAUUCGUAUCCAUUUUUAUUAAACGUCCUGUAUAUGUGAUUACAAAUAUGAUGUAUAUUAAAAUAAGUAUUUUUAUUAAAUGUAAAAUAUACGUGAUUAUACAACAACAUGAUAUCUAA
Messenger RNA from Pogonomyrmex barbatus (red harvester ant), 2351 nucleotides. RefSeq names its product protein-associating with the carboxyl-terminal domain of ezrin. Lineage: Eukaryota; Metazoa; Arthropoda; Insecta; Hymenoptera; Formicidae. The record is from RefSeq and is a predicted model, not a curated record.